This is a messenger RNA of Callorhinus ursinus (northern fur seal), 6892 nucleotides long. It is a transcript of the gene ITPRIPL2, whose product is annotated as ITPRIP like 2. The record is from RefSeq and is a predicted model, not a curated record. NCBI's taxonomy places the organism in Eukaryota, Metazoa, Chordata, Mammalia, Carnivora, Otariidae.
CUGGGUGUGAGCUCUUUUCUCCUCCUUUUCAACUUCCCCGUGCAACUUUAUGCGAGCACCACUUCAGAGGCUCCCAGGGCGAGGCCACCGCCCCGGGAUCAGGCCCUUCCCGGUUCUGCCUUCGGGGAGGGGGGCGGGGGGUGACCCGCGAGAAGCCAGUUCCAGGCGCGUCCUGAAGUCCCUCCCGCCGCCCCACGUCGCUUUAAGGCGGAGGCCGGGGAGGGGGCCACGCCACCCGGCGGCUCCGCGCACGGCUCCAGACUUCGGCAUUUCCUCCCCGUUAGCUGGCGCGGGCUCCUGUCCCCUCGGAAGAGGAAGCUCCUGGGGCCGAGUAACGGGAACAAGCGCGGAGGAGAGCGGGAACGAGCGCCGAGGGGGAGCCCGGGAGUGCCGCCCAGGGUAGGAGGCGAGCCGGGCCGGGUCGGAAGCUGGCCGCGGGCAGCGCGCGGGGCCGCCGGGCGGGGAGGGGCGCCAGGCAGGACGCAGCGUGCGGCCGGCGCAGGGCGCGGCCAGGGGCCCGGGAGUGCAGGGCCGGCCGCAGCUGGAAGGAAAACUUGAGCUGGGAGAGGAGGCCGAGCUGGAGGGCGCCCUCCCCCGGCCCUGCGAGGGGGGAGCCACCGCGGAGGCGAAGGAGACCGGGACCGCGGGGCUGCCGGGGCGCUGCCCGCAUGCUGGGCCGGGGGCGCCGCCGGGGCUCGCGCCCUGGGCUGCAAGGCCGCCGCUGCCCCGGGCGCCCGGUAUGUCGGUGCACUACACCCUCAAUCUGCGCGUCUUCUGGCCCCUGGUGACCGGCCUCUGCACUGCCCUUGUGUGCCUCUACCAUGUCCUGCGGGGAAGCGGGGGAGCCCGGGCCGAGCCCCCCGACGGUGCGGACGGCGGCUUCCCGCUGCUCAAGGUGGCCGUCCUGCUCCUCCUUGGCUACAUCCUCCUGCGCUGUCGCCACGCUGUUCGGCAGCGCUUCCUGCCAGGGUCUCCUCGCCUGGGGAGCCACUCGACCUUCUCUCCUAGACACUUCCGAGAGCCCAGUCUUGGCAUCUUGCUGGAGAGUUACUACGAGCACGAGGUGCGCCUGUCCCCGCACGUGCUGGGCCACAGCAAGGCGCACGUGAGCCGAAUCGUGGGCGAGCUGGUGCGGGCUGGCCGCGCCCGGGGGUCCCCCGGCCCCAUCCCCGGCGGCGCGCUGGCGUUGGCCUUCCGUGGAGACUUCAUCCAGGUGGGCAGCGCCUACGAGCAACACAAAAUCCGGCGGCCCGACGGCUUCGACGUGCUGGUGCCGCUGCGUCUUCCGCCGCUGGUGGCGCUGGAGCCGCGGAGCCUGGGCGCCGAGCCCGCGCUGGCCCCUGCUUUCCGCGGCUGCUUCGUGUGCGCCCUCAAGGCGCCGCCGGGGGCCUCCGGGAGCCACUGGCUGCGGGACUGCAAACCCUUCGCCGACGGGUUCUGCGUGGACGUGCUCGGGCGGCGUCACCUCUCUGCCGCGCUGGUGCUGCGCUGGUUCCAGGCGCACCUGCAGCGCUCCCUGGCCACCGUGCGCUACAGUCUGGAGGGGCGUUGUCGGGUCAGCCUGACCCCGGGCGGCCUGGAGCAGCCUCCCACCCUGCACAUCCUGCCCUGCCGCACGGACUACGGCUGCUGCCGCCUUUCCAUGGCAGUGCGUCUCAUCCCCGCUGUGCAUUUGGGCGACGGCGUUUUCCUCGUGGCACCGCCACCAUCCCCCUCGCCCAUCGGGCCUCUGUCGGAGCUCCCUGGAGGCCUGCGCACGGAUGCACUGUGGGGUGUGAACACAGCUCGGCAGGAGCAGAAGCUGCUGAGCUGGCUGCAGGAACGGGCCCCUCCAGGUGCCUGCUACCUCAAGUGCCUGCAGUUGCUUAAAGCUCUGCGAGACCUGGGCGCCCGCGGGCUGGACCCAACGGCCGCCACCCAGUGGGGACGCAUUCUGUCCUCAUACAUGCUCAAGACAGUGCUGCUGGCGGUGCUGCUGCGGGAGGGGGCUCCUGCUUCAGGCUGGGAGGAGGCGCACCUGGGCGAGCGGCUGGAGGAGUUAGUGCAGUUCCUUAGGGACUGCCUGCUGAGACGCCAUACGCUCUUCCACUGCGUCCUGGGCCCUGGUGGGGCGGCUGCCGAGGUGGGCCCGCUGCCCAAGGUACUGCGUGAAGCUGCCCCCGUUGACCUCCUGGCUGCGUUCGACAGGCACGCCCGGGAACUUGCAGCGGCGCGGUUGCUGUCCACCUGGCGAAGGCUGCCCCAACUUCUCCGGGGCUACGGGGGUCCUCGCUACCUUGCCAGGUGCCCCCCACCCCGGAGUCAGCGCACGCAGGGGUUCCCUGAAGAUCAGCCAUAAAACUUGACAGUGCCCCCACGCGGCCUAAUGCUCCUAAAGCCUCUCCCACCAGAUGGGGUGGGGAUGGCAACGAAGCCAGUUUAAUGCAAGGAAAUGAGGUGCCAAAGGUGAUGGAAAAUUCGGCGGGUGACAUUUGGUGGCUUAUAUGUCCCCCCUGGCUCCACAAUCCAGUAUAGUUAUGGCAUCUUCUUCACACCCACCAGCGUAUCCUGAGCAAGCUACAGAAAAAGACCUUCAACACCAGCCACUAAGAGUUGGUUCAAAUGUUGGUUUGUGUGGAAUGAUUCUGUAGAAGGAUCCAGCUUUUAGGGAAGCCCAAUGAAGGAAGCAAGAACUAGCUGCAGGAAAAGUUCCCUCUGUCAGUUUUUGAGACAGAUCUCUGGCCCCCAAAUUUAAAGAAGCUAUUUUUCCCCCCUGUAACUACUUGCCCCAUCCUGGGUUCCUGGUUGUCUUUUAAAAAAUCGGAAUCUUUAUCUACAACUGGAAUUGAAGUUCUAGUCUAGGGGCUAAUGUUCUGAGGAACACAGUUUUCACUAUUCAAAUUAAUAUUAAUGUGUUUUUUUAAGCGGUGCAAUCACAGGUGUUUGACAGGACUGCAAAGAAUUAAGUCACGUGUUGAGAGGCAGUCAAGAGUUGGUUAGAGAAACUUCCAGAGCAAAUAGCACUUUAUUUUGAUCAGUCCUUUCAUUUUGUGGUAAUUGCCACUGCCAAGUGUUGCAUCCAAAAGGGAGGCCAGUUACCUUUAUUAUUUUUUUAAUAAUUUUUUAUUGUUAUAUUAAUCACCAUACAUUACAUCAUUAGUUUUUGAUGUAGUGUUCCAUGAUUCAUUGUUUGUGCAUAACACCCAGUAACUUUAUUGUUAAGAAAUGUGCAGUCGUAAAAAGCAGGCUUGCUUAACAUCCCUGCAGGCACACCCUAGGAUAUGUACCAGUCAACACGCAUUGCCCACCGUGAGCCAGAAGGGCCAAGUAGCAAAGAAUAUGUGUUUAGGACCAUACUGGUGAGCAGGGAAAACAGGUUGGGUUUUGAGAAAGAUACAUUUGCCUAUCCAGGUGACUCACCAGAGCUUGCUGCUGGCUGGAGACGGAAACAUUUGUUGUUGUUGUUGUUUGAAGCCUUUUGAACAAACUCUUCUGCAUGGAAAUGUCUUUCUGAGUUUCAUGAGAUAAUGAGCAAACGCCUGCCAUAGUUCCUAGCAUGUAGUUAGCUUUCUGAGUCAGUGCUCAGUGAUGGUUAGUGGUCACCACGUUUCCCUCCCAUCCCCCUGGUGGCCUUUAAGUGGUCCUAAGGCCAACUUGGAGGAGCGGCUGAUUCGGCCCAGGUCUUGCAAAGCAUUUCCUAUAGAAUUCAGUAACUUGGGCUCUGUGCUCCCUGACCACGGAUCAGCAGUCAGCCGAGGAGAGCGAGGUGCGGGUGACAGCUCUUGGCCAGUAGUCUGCUGUUUUUUCUCUUUGGACAUAAAUAUCCCCAACUCACUUUAGGUUUAGGUUCAGAAUACUCCAUCAUCUGCUUGGCUAAUAGAAAAUGCAGUCAGUUCCACCCAGUGUUAGACCUUGGGACUUUUAAUUUUUUUGACAAAGACAUGUAUUUCCUUAGACUUUUAAAGGUAAAACUUGGAAGACAGAAAUAGCCACCUGAAUAGGGCCAUUGUUUAGCUUCUGAGUUAUUCUGAGGGAAUUCUUUAAACUUUCUUUAGGGGACCUACUUGGCCACUGCAGGAAAUCAUUGUGAAUAAAUGAUUUGCAGGGGAUCCUCAUGGGAGCUGCAGAGACUUCUUAGAUCCUUUGCAACCUUGGACUGUAAGAGAAACAGUUGCAAAUGUCAUGCCUUCUCUUUGAGGUUGUUGUGGGGACAGUUCCUCUUGAUAUCACAAAGGUCAUUCCCAGUUUUUAAGGUCAGUGUUAGGUCAUAAGGUACUGAGUUUAGUAAAGGGAUCAGUCUACCAACUUCCUGCAAAGAUAUAAACUGCAGAGUGUUCCUUAAAAUUACUUUUUAAAACAGAUGCAAAGAGUAGGUAGAUCUUUAUAUAUAUAUAUAUAUAUAUAUAUAUAAAUUUUCCAUAUCAGCCCCAAUUCCCCCUGUAGUCGUUAAGUCUACUGAAAUGGGGAACAGCAAGGCUAUUGGAAGGAUUAUAAAGCUUUAAAAGCUGAACUUUCCAAUGUCUCUAGUUGAGUUGAUAGGUUCCUUUUUUUAUCUUGCUAGUCUUUUGAAGUUUAAAUCUGGUAACAUUUUGUUCUUGUAGUGUUUUUGUUAUUUUUUUCACGUUAAUUACCCAAAGCCUCAUCCAUCCUCAAGAUUUUUAAAUUUUAUUAUUAUUUUUUAAUUAAUGGGGCAUUGUUUGUGAAUUGUUAAAGUAUUAAUGUUUUAUUUAAGUGCCAUGCUGAGCGAUUGUUCUCUGUACAUGGCAACCAAAACGUAGAGAUUUCGAUCAAUUUUGAUCAAUGUGUAGUGAUCCCAAACAUGUACUGUGUACAAAUGAAAUAAUAUGGCGUAUUAGCCAGGUGUGAUGGUUGCCCAAGGCACUUAAAUUAAGCUCAAUUCUUUCUUUUAUCAGGGCUCCAUCACCUCCUUGAUCUGAAAUGUACACAUUUUUGGUGUAUACUUGGUACUAGAGAUUGAUGUAUGCAAAGAUUCUUAUACAAGCCUCCAAAUUGCUCGUGGUUAAAAAAAAAAAAAAAAAAAAAGAUUAACUGUCCAGCCAGUGCCAGAAGAAAAGUUUUCGGGAGGAUGACUCAGCCAUUUUGCCUGAAGACACCCUUCAGUAACUCCCACUGACCAGUCUUGGGAGCCAUCCUGCAAGUCUCGUCGUGGGCUGAGAAAAGGAGAUGUUUUUUUGCAAGAGGAAAUGGAAGAAGCUGUUAGAAGGGAGACCGGGAGCAGGGGAACCAAGAGAAAUCUGAAGAAUUCAGGAGAGAGGCCUUAAGAGGGAAGCGAAGGAAGCGAUGGCGGGAAGGGAACCCCGGGGGUGGGGGGAGAAUCCCAUGAGGGUGCAAGAGGUUUGGGUAGGAAACACAUUUUUAGGUAUGUGCUAUUUCAAGCCAGGGGUCGCAAACUCAGCAGCCUGCAGAAGUAAGGCAGGGAGAUCAGUCCGGGCCGGGGUGGGUGGGUGGUGGGGACUAUGCUCCUCUUAAACAGGGCAGCCAUUGGUCAGCUCUGUGCUGGGAAAAAGGUGGGGAGGGGCCGGAAAUCAGGAUUCGUUUUUUUUUAAAGUGAAACUUUCUCAUUUUUAAACAAAAUCAUUUUAAAUUGUCCCACACAUCAAGUGGGCCAAACAGAACAUUUGCUUGAGCCUGGGGCCACCAGUUUGCGACCCCUGCCGAACAUAUUUAACCCUCCAAGUAUGUAUAAGGUUAUAUUUAUUGUUCUGGAGAGGUCAUUAUACAUAGUUGGGGGUGUGAUAUUUCAAGUCCUUAUCUCUCAGAGCUAAGCUUUAUUAUAGAAACAAACCAAAAAAAAAAAAAAUUAACAGGGCUACAGAUAACACUUAACUCAUAGUUCCCAGAAGGGCCCUUGAUCCCGGAGCUGUUCUUGUCCAGCUACACAUCCUACAAACAAACCACUGGGGGCCAGUUCUUGGCAUUUCCUUCCUGGUGAGUCGGGGCUAAACUCCUCGGCUCUGUCACGGAGUUCACAGAUGAGUAAUCAGGAAGGAUUGCAGAAUAACUUGUUUCUUUUUGAUUUGUAUUUUGUUCUUAUUUUUAAAUUAGUCAUUUUUUUUAAGUAGUCUCCCAGACUGUGGCUUAGCAGUGAUGGUGGGUGGCCUUGGACCCCAGAAAACCGGUGCUGGGUCUUCAGACCAAGCUUCUUAGGCUUGUUACCAUGCCUACCACCGAGAACACUGUUGGCUUCCACCAAAACUGACAUCCUCGGCUGUUACCGCCUUCCCCAGUAGUGGGGGAAAUGAACCUCAUUAACAUUUCCAGUGACCCUUGAGAGGGGAAAAAAGUUCAGUGUUAUCAUCUUGGUGUUUGUUAAUUUUUUUUUUUAAAUCACAUGUCUGUUACUUAGACACUACUGUUUAUUUUCUUUUAUACCUACAUAGCACAUGGUUUGAUGGGAAUUUAGCAAGUAAGUUGGGAGAGGGUGAAGAUAAUAUGCAAUCAUCUAUACAGAGAGAAUAGCCUAAAAAAUGAUAUGUAAUCUGGUUUUUGAAGUAUCAGAUAUUCAGGAAUAUUUUUAGCACCUUUUGCUUUAAAAAAAAAUUGUGCCUUGAUUCAGUGACUUGACUUUAAAACAUUCCUCUUAUUUUAUUGUUAUUUUAAAUGUGUAUUCUGACCCCCAGCUGUGUACUCUGAUGCAGUCUGCUGGCUGCAGUCAUAGUAUGCGGUUUGUUCCAAUAACAGAGACCAAAGGGUUAAUCAAAAUGAUCCCGCUGCUACAGGUGUGUGAUUAAAAGUUUUAGAUCACACCACAUUUCCAUGGCCCAAAUGGUUGGGACCAGCCAUUUGUUUUCUAUUUCAGGUUGGAGUAAAUUUGCACUUUUAAUCUUUUGGGUUUUUUGGGGGGGACUGUUCUUUUAUACUUUGCUUUGUUAAUAAAGGACCUUGUAGAAAA